Messenger RNA from Erigeron canadensis, 609 nucleotides. Its product is annotated as ethylene-responsive transcription factor 8-like. The transcript has a single exon. Gene Ontology annotation, biological process: regulation of DNA-templated transcription. NCBI's taxonomy places the organism in Eukaryota, Viridiplantae, Streptophyta, Magnoliopsida, Asterales, Asteraceae. Gene Ontology annotation, molecular function: DNA binding; DNA-binding transcription factor activity. The record is from RefSeq and is a predicted model, not a curated record. The coding region runs from base 62 to 439 and encodes 125 amino acids.
AUGCCAACACGCCAAAUAACUCAUCAUUCAUUUUCCUCUAUCUCAACUCAACCACCGAUUAAUGGCAAUCAACACCUUACGCCACCAUAACACCACCGCGAACCAAUCUCCGGCACUACAGCCAUCAGCAUUUAAAGAACUUCAUUAUCGUGGUGUACGAAAGAGGCCAUGGGGACGGUAUGCCGCAGAAAUACGCGAUCCGUGGAAGAAAACACGGCGGUGGCUUGGUACAUUUGAUACCGCGGAGGACGCUGCUCGAGCUUAUGACGAGGCCGCAUUUAGUUUACGUGGGGCAAAGGCGAAAAUGAAUUUUCCGGCGGUGUUUUAUCCGUCAAGUAGCCGUGGUGUGGUGGUGAUCAAUGAGGAGGAACGAAAAUUAAGGACGGAGAAUAAUAAACCUUUUUUGUUUGAUUUGAACUUGCCAGCACCGCUGUUUUGACCGUCUUUUUGAUGGUGGUUUUGGGAUGUCGGAAUGUUUUUUGGCCACGGCUUGAUGGUGGUUUUUGGGUUCUUGGCCACGGUUAAUUAGAUGGUGGUUCUUGUGCAUUAAUUUUUGUAUUGUGUAAUUACAUAUACGUGAAAUUUUAAUUUUAAUUUAUAGAUUAUUAA